AUGUAUGUUGACAAUCAUGAGAUUACGAAAUUGACUAAUAAUCCCUGGUCAAGAGACGAACCUGCGCUGAAUUUGGAACGUACUGCUAGAGAAAGUAAGCCCAUAAAUGGAAGAAGUUCAACAAUAUUGGCAGCCACAAAGGAUACCGAGUAUGUAGAGGGACAGGUAGACACAGGCGAGGCAACAAAAACCCCUGGAAAAAAUGACAAGCAUUCGACUGGCUCGCAAGAACUAGUGGCACAAAAUCAAGACCCAGCACGACUUUCUCGCAACCAAAAACUACCUCAUGGUCCUUGCAGUUCACAUUUGAUACUUAAUCAAAGAGAGAGAGGCCGCGCGACAAGACCCGAUCAGUCUCGUAAGCGUCGCCGCAACACCCCAAGUCCUGAGAGGGCCAACCAGAGAAGAAGGACCAACAACAUCGGUGGAUCUUACGAAGAUCAUAACAGAUUCUGCAUUAAUGCUGGUUGUGAUUAUGGUACGUUGCGUGGUUUGAACUUUGUUUAG
Messenger RNA from Botrytis sinoallii, 507 nucleotides. RefSeq lists its product as uncharacterized. Bases 1 to 507 code for a protein of 168 amino acids. Lineage: Eukaryota; Fungi; Ascomycota; Leotiomycetes; Helotiales; Sclerotiniaceae. The transcript has a single exon. The record is from RefSeq and is a predicted model, not a curated record.